Molecule: messenger RNA, 2031 nt
Organism: Auxenochlorella protothecoides
Lineage: Eukaryota; Viridiplantae; Chlorophyta; Trebouxiophyceae; Chlorellales; Chlorellaceae
Product: WD repeat-containing protein 75
Exons: 6
Coding region: 1-2031 (676 amino acids)
Biological process (GO): positive regulation of rRNA processing; positive regulation of transcription by RNA polymerase I
Cellular component (GO): nucleolus
Molecular function (GO): protein binding; RNA binding
Source: RefSeq, a predicted model, not a curated record
AUGACGCAGCAGGAUGGCAUGCAGCUGCGAGGUGGGGGCCAGUUCUCCGCCCGGCCACACCUCCUCACCCUCGACGGCCAGACCGUGCUCGUCUGCCACGGCAACUUCGUGCGAGCGCACAGCGCGGUCACCGGGGAGCCACUCUACCGCCUCACAGGUCACACCGCCGAGGUCACUGCUGUUCUAGCCGAUCCAGACAAUGCCAAGAGGGUGUACACCUCCUCUCUGGACGGCACGCUGCGGCACUGGGACCUCCGCAGCGGCCUGGCCCUGCGCACCUGGCGCGUCCCGGAGCCCGUGGAGAGCUUUGCACUGGGCCCGCCGGGCCACGCCUGGCUUUCCUGCCCGGUCAACGACGCCUCCGGCCGCCUCUUCCGCUACGACCUGACCACCGGCACCCCUGGGCCCCUGCGCCGCAAGAUCGCGAGCGGCAGCCCCCUGUCGAUGGGCUCGCGCGGCGGCCUGGUGGCCACCUUCGAGCGGCACACGGUGCUGGUGUGGGGCCCCAAGCACGGCCCCCGCGGCGCGCUGUCCCUGUUCCACACCAAGCCUUUCACCUGCGUGGCGCUGAGCCCCGAUGACGACACGCUGGCGGCGGGCGACCGGUCGGGGCGCAUCCUGGCGGUGGGUGCGCUGGCCUUCAGCGCCGACGGCACCUACCUCUUCUCCGGCGGGCGCGAGGCGGUGCUGGUGGUCUGGGACUUUGCCUCCGCGCGGCGCACCUACCUGCCGCGCCUGGGCGGCGCGCUGGUCGGCAUCUGCGCCUGCCCCGCCGACGCGGCGCGCCUGGCACUGCGCCAGGCGGACAACACGCUGCGCGUGGUCAACGUGGCCACCAUGAAGGUGGAGGCCUCGGUGAUGGGCCUGCGCCCUGUGCCGGCAGGAAAACGCGCCCGUGCCCCCGCCCUGCUCCAGCCAGGGACGGGGCACCUGGUGGUGGCGGGCAGCCACUCCCAGGUCCAGUUCUACGACCUGGUUCGGGACGCGCACGUCGACCGGCUGCAGCUGUCGCCCCACAACCUGGGCGGCGCGGAGGCUGGGACGGGCCCCGAGCCGCCCCCGCCGCGUGUGACGCACCUGGCCUUCUCCGCCGACGGCUCGACGCUGGCCAGCGUGGAGGCCCGGCCCGACGCGGCGGCCGGCUCCGCGCCUCGCCUGGUCCCCACGCUCAAGUUCUGGGGCCGGGCGGCCGCCCGCGGCGCCGGCGCGGGGUACGUGCUGGGCACGCGCGCCGACGACCCGCACCGCGGCGACGUCUCCGCCCUCGCCUUCCACCCGGCGCGCGACGCGGCGGCCAGCGCCAGCCUCGGCGCCGCCGAGUUCAAGCUCUGGGUGCGCGAUGGGUCCGCGCCGAGGUCCGCCGGUCCCGAGGCGUCCAGGGCCGCGGCCGCCGCCGUCGCCGGUCCGUGGCGCUGCGCGGCGGUGGGCUCCUACGCGUUGCAGCCCAUCUCGGCGCUGGCCUACUCGCCCGACGGCUCGCUGCUGGUGGCGGCCGCGGGGGCCACGCUGACGCUGUGGCACGCUGGGCAGGCGCGGCUGCUGGGGCUGGUGCCGCCGCCGCUGCCGCGCCAGGUCAACGCCCGACCGCCGCCCGCGCGGCAGGUGGCGGUGCUGUCACACGCAGCGCUGGCGGUGAGCGCGCUGGACGGCGGCCUGGCGGUCAGCUGCCUGCUCUCGCGCCGCGUGCUCUGGGCCGCGGGCCUACCCGUGCUCGGCCUGGCCGCCGACCGGGGUCGAGUCACGGCCGGCGCGGGCGCGGGAGUGGCCGUGGCAGCGACCAUGACCGGCCCCGUCGCCGCGGCGGAUGUGGACGGGGACCCGGUUCAAUCACCGGCGCAGGGUUUGUCGGCCAUGUUUGCGCCGGAGGCGGCGGGACAGGCGGGGGACAAAAGCCUCGCGCAGGGCACCCCGCUGGGCUCUGCCGCGCCCUGGGCCACCCUCCUGGACGCACCCUCGCACGUGCUGCCGUCUCUGGACGCGCUGUGCCCCGCCUUCCUCAAGCUCCUGCUGCCGGAAGGAGAGGUCGUGUGA